UGAAUCAGACCGAGCGUUUCACUGACUCAUUUAUUAAACCAAGAUCUGUAGGGACCACGUGCCGAUGUAAAUGAAUCACUUAAUUGGUUUGAAGAGAGAAUUGCUCGAGAAUACUGGUUGUGAGCUCAAGGCAGGCAAGGAAGUCAAUUUUAAUCCAGAGGAUGAUGAUGAUUAUGAUCAUCAGUUAUCAGUCAGAAUGGCCUGUGUUGAUCCCACAACAAAAGACGAACUGAACAUUGUGGAGAUCGAAGGGCAAGAUUCAGAGGGUCAGACGGUCAAAGCAGUUCUGGCCACACUCAGGCCUUCCACUCUCCCCAGCGUGUGUUUGGGUGGGUUUGAGAUCACUCCACCUGUUGUGUUCCGCCUACGCUCUGGUUCCGGUCCAGUUCACAUUAGUGGACAGCAUCUCGUCAUCAUGGGAGGAGACCAGUCCUUUGAUGAAGAAGAGGAGGAGGAGGAGGAGGAAGAAGAGGAGACAUUGACAACGGCUAAGAAGAGGCCAGCAUCGGUGACUCAGAAGCCUUCAAAAAAAAUGAAGUUGGAUGAAGAGGAGGAUGAUGAGGAUGAAGAUGAUGAUGAUGAGGAGGAUGAUGAUGAGGAGGAAAGUGAAGAAGAGUCUCCUGUAAAGGUGAAAUGA
This is a messenger RNA of Sinocyclocheilus grahami, 637 nucleotides long. Its product is annotated as nucleophosmin-like. The transcript is spliced from 7 exons. The record is from RefSeq and is a predicted model, not a curated record. Bases 71 to 637 code for a protein of 188 amino acids. Gene Ontology annotation, cellular component: ribonucleoprotein complex; nucleoplasm; nucleolus. Lineage: Eukaryota; Metazoa; Chordata; Actinopteri; Cypriniformes; Cyprinidae. Gene Ontology annotation, biological process: ribosomal small subunit biogenesis; chromatin remodeling; ribosomal small subunit export from nucleus. Gene Ontology annotation, molecular function: histone binding; RNA binding; chromatin binding.